AUGUCCGCCCCCGCCCCCGUUCCCUCAAAAGCCGCGAUCCAUGCACUUCGAGGUCUUCUCUUCGGAACUUCUUGCUCUCUCGUCCUCUUAGCGGAAGAGCGUCGCCAGCGAAUCAAGAUAGCACGAUCUGCGGUCGAAAAUGGCAGGAGAUUGAAGUCUUUGAAGCGGUACAGCUCCAGCGGGGUCGUUGCCCUCGAGGCCCUCCAGGAAGAAGUCGCCACCGAUCCAAGCCUCAUCAGCUGGCCAGCGCGCUCUCGAAGUCGCACUUCUACUCACGACCACGGAAGAUUGGCAUUUGACAGCUCAUACUUGGAUCAACACGUCAACGAAACCGGUCCAGAUGCACGACGGCCAACGAGGGCAACGAGCGAACAAGAUCUUUCCCAAAAGCCGUCAGACCAGAGAGGCGCAAUACAGGACAGUGGCCGGCCGGCCACAGAUGCUGCGAAGAAACAUAGUCAUGACCCUUUUUGGUCUCGAUUCCCGUCCUCAGUCUCUGCGAUACAGGACAUGUCUAUUGAAGACAGCGUUUUGAGGUCAAUUAGAGAUCGGCCGAAUGGAUGGCCAGGAGAAACGAACGCCAUUGAUCUGGCUGUAGAAUGUGUGAUUAGGGACCACCCUGAUGACAUUGCACAGACUGCUGGGCUAGAGGAGCUGCUUCUCAAUUCGACGUCUCCACAGCUCAGGCAAGGAAUUCCACACGCAGCCCUGAAUCUUGUUCGUCGAGCCUACAGGUUCGUGGACCAGUCGCAAGCCUUGCCUGAUUGGUUUUCAGAGUUGUCUUCGCUGCUGUCAACAGCUUGUCAUCGGAGGAACAACUUCAGAAUCGCCGGACAAAUUCUGGAGUUUGCGGUACAUCAUAACGUAGCCACUGAGAACGACGUGUUGGCACAGUGUGUUCUUGAGGUCACCGAAAUUUUGGUUCCCCAAAAGACGCAACAGUCUGCUAAGAACCAAGACCCCCCCGAACGAUUACAAUUAGCGGCAAGUCUGUAUGUGGGCAACUUGCAACUACCUCCGCUGGAACAAUCGAAAAUACGAUCUGGCUAUGUGAAAGUGGGCAAAGAUUUAAUCAGCCGUGCCCUGGAGGUGAAAUGCCCUAUUGACGUUGUUCAAGUCUUUCAACAAGUUUCCACUUGGAACCACGACAAGCUUGGAACCAUUGUCUGGUUCAUGAUGCAACUUUUCGAGCACCAGCAGCACAAAUUGGCCAUCGACACAUUCAUCGAAAUUUUUGCCAAGUUGAGGAAGACCUCUGCGUACUCUAAGCGUCUAUGCAUGGACAUUGUUCAUUCGGUUGUUACCUCCCGAGGUUACGAAUGUCGCGAGGUUCUCCACACAUUCAACCAGCUGAGGGAGCGCGAUGGUUGGGAGAUGCCGAGGAAAUGGUUGAGAGACUUGUUGUGGGUGUAUUGGAACUCGACACGCAACUUCACUGAGACGCUUCAGCUUUUUGAAGACGCAAGGGGAAACGACUUUUACGGUGUUCAAAACACUCUUGAAAUUCGAUCGAAGAUGGUGCGGAUUUGCAUCGAGGCUAAACAAGCCGAGAGAGCACAUUUGUUAAUGGAGGAACUUGCAUCUUUAUACCCAGAAGUUCAACACGAUGUUGAGAUAUUCGGCCAAUUCGCCCUGCAAAAGGCCAACCAGGGGGAUUGGGCCGGAGUUCUCAGCGAUUUCGAGGCGAUGAAAAAGAUGCAAACAGCCAACUCUCACAACGAACGGCACUUCAAGCGCACAUUUGCGGCAGUACUAGAGACCUAUGCGAAGACUCAUACGUGGGGCGAAGUCGAGACAUUCAUGGAAACGUAUAUUCCAGAAUUCGGAUUAGGUCUUGAUCGCCAGCUAGUCACAUUCAUCGCUGACAGGCAUGCGAAAUGUCGCGACAUGCAGGCACUGAAGCGAUGGCUGAUGUUCUGUAUGGAUGCGGGGUACACCACCGAUGGCAGAUUCUGGACCGCAAUGUUGGUCAGUUGCAAGAGAGACUGGAAGUACAACAAGGACCAGCUGUCCGACCUAUAUCGUGCCAUGAGGGGUGCUGGUAUCAGCACUGCCUUCCCGGGCCUCGAGCAAUGCUUCAAAAACCUCUCUUGUGCCACAGGCCACCGUUCAAAACAAGUCCGGCUCAAGGCUUACAUGGUGAGCCCUGCCCACGAGGUGACUGCCUUCGAAUCCAUGAGAGCGGAUGCGCAGAUCGGGAAGUGGAACAGUGUGCUGGCUCUUUACAAGCGUGCGUUACACAACGGCAUGGGACACACGAGUCGGUGUCUCAAGCUGGCGAUCACAGCUAUUGUCCAGCUCGAGGGCCCCAGAAGCAGACAGGCCGUGGCACUCUUGAGUAGCGCCCAAUCUGAAGGUUGCGAUACGAAGGAGGCCAUGUACCCAAUCGUUUUCAGCCAGCUCGAGGAAAUUGGAGAUCAUCACAAAGGGCUAGCGGGAGAAGACGGCCGAGGACGGCCCUUCCCGUACCUGAAGGCCGUCUUCGACGACCUCCGCAGCAAGAACCUCCACAUUGACGACGGCCUUUUCAACCGCGCCGCCCGCAUCUGUCAGGAACUUCGCAACUACCGGGAGAUGAUCACCUUUUGCAUCAUCGCGGCCGAGAUCAACGGCCGCGGCGAUCUCUGCUACAGCGUCUACAACUUCAGCAACCUCCUCGCCGCCUACGUGAUCCGGCACGAGUACGACAAGGUGCGCUGGCUCCUCGCCGAGCUCAAGACGCGCGAGUACCGCACUUCGAGGGAGAUAAGACAUCGCCUCUACUGGGCCAUCCACUACCUCAGGAAGAGCUCCGAGGCCGACAAGGCCGAGGAGCUCAAGCAGUCCGAUCUUGAGAUCAUGGCCCUCGUCCACGACGCUUGCAAGGCCUUGGUCGCGGAAACCCGGGACCAUAAGAUUGAGGUCAAUGAGGUUCUCCUCAGCGCCAUGUCUCAGAGCAAGUUCAAGUCAAAGGCUACCGGCAAGGCCGACAGCCUCGAACCCAAGGCGUUUGAGGAGGAGCAGGAGUUUGACAUGACGAGCGAGGAAGAGGACAAUGUUGCUCCUCCUGCGCUUCCGACCCUGGCUAGAAGGGUCCAGAAUAAGGGCGAGGUGCCUCUGAACCCUGUAACAAUGUCUGGGGCGAAAGAGACCGAGUCGCAGCCGGUCAAGAGAGCGUUCUCGUGGAGCUCGACCACGCUUAGAUAG
Molecule: messenger RNA, 3186 nt
Organism: Colletotrichum orchidophilum
Lineage: Eukaryota; Fungi; Ascomycota; Sordariomycetes; Glomerellales; Glomerellaceae
Exons: 1
Coding region: 1-3186 (1061 amino acids)
Molecular function (GO): protein binding
Source: RefSeq, a predicted model, not a curated record